AGUCUUAGAAAAACUCUCAAGACAGAAUAUACAAAUUUUGCAAAAAUUCUGUUUAGUCCACGUUUCGGAAGUUUAAAAUUUUAUAUAUAACCUACAGAACAGGAAUAAAAAAUAAAAAAAUUAAGUAAACCCGUAAAAUUGGUGAAACAAAUUUAAAAUCUACAAAAAAGUUAGAAAUUAAUAAUAGUGCUUUCAUGUGACUAAAUUUCAAUAAAUCGUUUCAUCACUUCAAAAGCGAACCUAAAAAGCACGAAAAAAAACGACCAAAAAACGAUGAAAUAAAUGUAAAAUUGUAUCUAAAAAAUAAAAAGAAAAUAUUUUGUAAGCACAAUCGAAAUAAUCAAGGAACCAGAGAAUAAGCCUGCAGGAAUAACCAUGGACUGCUGCCUAUCGGACCAGGCUUGUGAGGAAAGGCGUAUCAGCAGGGAAAUUGAUAAGUUCCUGAAAGCGGAAAAGAAGAAAGCUCGACGUGAACUUAAGCUAUUGGUCCUGGGCACAGGUGAAUCGGGCAAGACCACAUUCAUCAAACAAAUGCGCAUCAUUCACGGCAAAGGAUUUUUGGACAAGGAGAGGAAGCAGUUCACCAAAAAUGUUUUCCAAAACAUAUUCAUGGCCAUACAGUCGAUGAUCAGUGCAAUGGAUACUCUGCGAAUUCCCUACGGUCAGCAGGAGCAUAGUAAACUUGCCGAUCUGGUGAAGAGCAUCGAUUACAAGACAGUUACCAGACUGGAGGCGCCCUACUUGAAUGCCAUCAAAACUCUUUGGAAAGAUGCUGGCAUCAAGGAGUGCUACAAUCGUCGUAGGGAAUAUCAGCUGACUGAUUCAACUGAAUACUUUUUGAAUGACAUAGCGCGAAUUGAACGGAGUGAUUACCAGGCCACUGAUCAGGACAUUCUUCAUGUUCGAGCGCCAACAACCAAUAUUGUUGAGUAUCCCUUCAAUUUGGACGGUUUUCUGAUAAGAUUGGUGGACGUCGCUGGUCAGCGAACGGAGAGAAGAAAGUGGAUUCAUUGUUUUUCCAAUGUGACAUCAAUUAUGUUUUUGGUUGCCAUGUCCGAGUUUGAUCUAUCCUUGGCUGAAUCGGAGAAUGAUAAUCGUAUGAAGGAAUCUAAAGCUUUAUUUCACAAUAUAAUAUCGUUUUCAUGGUUUCAACACUCGUCCGUUAUUCUGUUUCUAAACAAGGAGGAUUUAUUUAAAAAGAAAAUAUUGUCAACGCAUUUGGCAGACUAUUUUCCUGAAUAUAAUGGUCCAAAGAAGGAUGCUAAGGCGGCCCGAGAAUUCAUAUUGUACAUGUUUACUAGCGUGAAUCCUGAUCCUUACAAGUGCAUCUAUCCUCAUUUCACCGUUGCUACAAAUACUGAAAAUAUUAAGUUCGUGUUCACUGCUGUCAAGGACACAAUUCUGGAAUUGCAUUUAAGUGAAACUAAUUUGCUGUGACCUCGAUUUCUACAAAAUGUCUAUUUAAAUCAUAUUGAUGAGUAACAACCUUUGUGUAUCAUAUUUUAAAAAUAGGGAAAUAAAUGUAUGUAAAACAG
This is a messenger RNA of Drosophila melanogaster (fruit fly), 1535 nucleotides long. RefSeq lists its product as uncharacterized. Gene Ontology annotation, biological process: animal gross anatomical part developmental process; regulation of developmental process; signal transduction. Lineage: Eukaryota; Metazoa; Arthropoda; Insecta; Diptera; Drosophilidae. Gene Ontology annotation, cellular component: heterotrimeric G-protein complex; cell periphery. The coding region runs from base 376 to 1437 and encodes 353 amino acids. The transcript is spliced from 9 exons. Gene Ontology annotation, molecular function: G protein activity; G protein-coupled receptor binding; GTP binding. The record is from RefSeq and is marked reviewed.